Messenger RNA from Athene cunicularia (burrowing owl), 1473 nucleotides. It is a transcript of the gene CSNK2A1, whose product is annotated as casein kinase 2 alpha 1. Gene Ontology annotation, molecular function: ATP binding; protein serine/threonine kinase activity. The transcript has 12 exons. The record is from RefSeq and is a predicted model, not a curated record. Gene Ontology annotation, cellular component: protein kinase CK2 complex; nucleus; cytosol. The coding region runs from base 104 to 1279 and encodes 391 amino acids. Gene Ontology annotation, biological process: protein phosphorylation. NCBI's taxonomy places the organism in Eukaryota, Metazoa, Chordata, Aves, Strigiformes, Strigidae.
GCAGGUGGAAGAAUCUGAGGCCUUUAUCCUCUGUCCAGCUUUGCAGGUCGGGUAGCCUCUGCUUUCAGACAUCUCCUCAUUUCCACCUGCCAACCUGUCUGAUAUGUCGGGACCCGUGCCGAGCAGGGCCAGAGUUUACACGGAUGUGAACACACACAGACCCCGGGAGUACUGGGACUAUGAGUCGCAUGUCGUCGAGUGGGGAAAUCAAGAUGACUACCAGCUAGUUCGAAAAUUAGGCCGAGGCAAAUACAGUGAAGUAUUUGAAGCCAUCAACAUUACAAAUAAUGAAAAAGUAGUUGUUAAAAUUCUCAAGCCUGUUAAAAAGAAGAAAAUCAAGCGUGAAAUCAAGAUCUUAGAGAACUUGCGAGGCGGUCCCAAUAUAAUCACUCUUGCAGAUAUAGUAAAAGAUCCUGUGUCUCGGACACCCGCUUUGGUUUUUGAACAUGUAAACAACACAGACUUUAAGCAAUUAUACCAGACAUUAACAGAUUAUGAUAUUCGAUUCUACAUGUAUGAGAUUUUGAAGGCUCUAGAUUACUGCCAUAGCAUGGGAAUCAUGCACAGAGAUGUCAAACCUCACAACGUCAUGAUUGACCACGAGCACAGAAAGCUUAGACUAAUAGACUGGGGUUUGGCUGAAUUCUAUCACCCUGGCCAAGAGUACAAUGUCAGAGUGGCUUCCAGAUAUUUCAAAGGACCCGAACUCCUUGUAGAUUAUCAGAUGUAUGAUUACAGUCUGGAUAUGUGGAGCUUGGGUUGCAUGUUGGCUAGUAUGAUAUUCCGAAAGGAGCCAUUUUUCCAUGGCCAUGACAACUAUGAUCAGCUGGUGAGGAUAGCCAAGGUGCUGGGAACAGAAGAUCUCUAUGACUACAUUGACAAAUACAACAUUGAACUGGAUCCACGUUUCAAUGACAUCUUGGGCAGACACUCCCGUAAGCGAUGGGAGCGCUUUGUUCACAGUGAGAACCAACAUCUGGUGAGUCCAGAAGCUCUGGAUUUCUUAGACAAGCUGUUGCGAUAUGAUCACCAGUCACGACUCACAGCGAGAGAAGCCAUGGAACACCCUUACUUCUAUCCCAUCGUGAAAGAUCAGGCUCGGAUGGGCUCGUCCAACAUGCCGGGUGGCAGCACUCCUGUCAGCAGUGCGAGUAUGAUGUCAGGGAUUUCUUCAGUGCCAACACCUUCCCCCCUUGGACCUCUAGCCGGCUCACCCGUCAUUUCUGCCACCACCACCCUGGGGAUGCCCGUUCCAGCUGCUGCCGGCGCCCAGCAGUAGUGAUGGGCUCUGUCUCCUGCUGCCUGAGCUGAGUCAGGUGGGGAAGAGGUUUCCCCCUCCACCUCUCCUCAGGACGCAGCUCGUGCCUGGCAGGGGAAGGGAGGGGAUGAACGCUUUGGAGGCACCGUGUCUGAACUGUUGCUUGUGGAUUUAUAGUAGUUCAGUCAUUAUAUACAAAAAUUAUUAUAGGCUGA